AUGAGUUAAUUAAUAUCAAAAAUAUUUUUCUAAAAAACAGUGUUAGUAUUAAGAAUUCAAGGUUCAAUAAAUUCUUAAUUGUAAUAAUAGAUUUAUACAUUAUAGAGUUAGUUAAAUAUCUCAUUAGUUGGAGAAUUAUAAUAGAGGAAGUGUAAUAGCUUUGGGAUUAAUUAUAAAUUCUAAAGGAGGAUGUCCCUAUUAAGUUGAAGUGUUAAAAAAGAGGAUUACCAAUUAUCUAAAUGGGUUACCUCUUUAUACAUUUGCAACUGAACAUAGUUUAGGCAAUGCAUAUUAAUUGUUAUAAUUGGGAAAUAAAUCUUAUGCUUAAAAUACAUCUAAGAUUGGUUUCACAUAAAUUUAUUAAAAUAAAUUGAAUUUUGGAGAAUUUCUAUAAGAUUAAGGCAUAAAUGUAAAAAUAUUUUAUAUUUAAUAUAAGUCAUUGUAAUAUUAAUCUAAUGAAAUAGUGAAUCAUAAUUUAUGUGUAAACUCACCAAUUAAAAGCAAAAGUUAACUAGAAAUGGAUUAUUUAGAAAGUUAUUAUGGAUUUAGAAGUAAGCAGUUGAGUAAUGAAUGUUGGUUGAAUAGAAGAGAGUAAUUAAAAUUAAGAUAGGAAUAAUUGGAAAAUAAUAUAUAUAUAGGUUAAGAAGCAAAAGAAUUAGGUUUAGUGGAUGAAUUAGGCACAUAUGAGAAGGUUCUGAUGUAAUAGUAUCCAAAAGCAAAAUUAAUACCAAUAAAUUUAGAAGGGAAAUUAAGAGAAUAUGAGAAUUGGUUUAAUUUAUUCAUAAAAAUAUCACAAUCAAGUAUGGAAAGUUGAUAAAUAAAUUAAGGAGGGUUUUUGGGAUUAGUAUUUUUAUUUGGGGUGAAAGUAAUUGUGAAAUGGGGAUUGAUAAUAUAUGUAUGGAGAUAGACAGUAAAAUAAAGGAAAUUAUAGAAAGAAUCUAGGUAAUAAUAAUAAUGAGC
Molecule: messenger RNA, 960 nt
Organism: Paramecium sonneborni
Lineage: Eukaryota; Ciliophora; Oligohymenophorea; Peniculida; Parameciidae
Source: the annotation of a GenBank genome assembly